AUGGAUGACUUAAAAAUUAUUAUACUUAGACAAAAUGAGGUUCUGAAAAAGCUAGAAACUGCAUUAUCUAAUGUAAUCAAUAGAAUUGAAAGUAUUGAGAAGAUAUUUUAUAAUACAGAAAGGAACAAAUGGUCAGAUAACUUAUCACCAAUAUUACCCAAAAAAACCAAGUAUGGCCUAUUAGAAAGCAAUCCACACAAGUCUGAAGAUUUAAAUAAGGAAAUUGGCGAUUUCGAUUUAAGUGCAAUUAAUUCUGCCUUCAACUUAAUUCCAAUAGAUGUACUAAAAAUCGAUUAUAUGAAUCAACCUCUUAAUUUAAUUGAAGAUAACAAUGACAUAGAUUCACAUCAUAUUAGGGAUAUCCACAUUAAUAAUAAAUUUCUAGGCUUAUUUAAUUCUAAAUUAUAUAAUUCUGCAUCAAACAAAUAUUCGGAUCAUUAUCAACAGCCUGAAGAGUUAUCAGAAGACAAGUUAGAGAAUAAAUCUAUAAGAACUAAUUUAAAAUUGCCAGCAUUCGAAAGUGAGAACAAACUUGAGAAUUUUGAGUGUGAGAUUUUUCAGAAAAACAAUGAAAACGAUUUUUGCGCAACAAAUAACAUUAGUAAACUUCAAAUACGUAGCCUAUGGAAAAAUGAAUUUAAAUCCAACCAAAAAUCCCAAUCAAAAGAAACACCGAAAGUUAUAUCAAACAGACUAGAUAUGCUUAACAAAUGCUACAACUAUAACAAAAGUGCCAUACUUUCCAAUUGUAUCGGAAAAAGUGCAUUAAACACUGGUUUAUCAAAUCAACUUUACAUUUUCGAUGAAGAAGAUAAUUCCAGUAUGCGGCAUGAUGACCCUCUUGACCUAGAGAUUGCAGAAAAUGAAUUCUAUUAUUUAAAAACUCAUAUUAAAAGAGGAUCAACUACAACCAGAGAUCAUUCUCAAAGCUCUGGUCUAGAUAAUUGCCACCUCUUUAAGUGUUUAUAUCCCACGGCCAGAGAAAUAAAGCAAGGCUCUGAUAACAUUCAUAAUUUUGGAAUUUGCCUAAAUAAUAAACAAAUUCAAAUGGAAAGUAAUAGAUACUCAAUAAAGGAAAUCAAAUACCACAAACCAUUUGAAAAGAUAAUAGGAUACGUACAAAUUCCUUACAGUGCUUUUUUAAGUCAAUCGUUUGAAGUCUCUGAUAAAGAUAAAACUAUGAAGAUUAUGAAUUCUUUAGAAGAAGUGAAUUACUUAGAAUCAGCAUCCAUAUAUAAUGAAACCAAAAAUUGUUUCAAAGCUAAUAUUUUUGCAAGUAAUAAUGAUCAUUAUGAUGGCAAAUUUACCUAUAUUAAGGGCAGCUAUCCUAUUUUCUAUCAAUUUUUCUCUUUUCAACGAUACCCAAUUUUAUUUUUAAGGCCACUUUUUAGUAAUUAA
This is a messenger RNA of Cryptosporidium ubiquitum, 1398 nucleotides long. RefSeq lists its product as uncharacterized. The record is from RefSeq and is a predicted model, not a curated record. The transcript has a single exon. Bases 1 to 1398 code for a protein of 465 amino acids. Lineage: Eukaryota; Apicomplexa; Conoidasida; Eucoccidiorida; Cryptosporidiidae.